GCCUCUAUAAAUGUCCUUCUCAGUUGUGAUAUCCGCAAAACCAGAGUCAUCUCAAUUCUUGAUAUUAGUAUUUUACUAAGCACCCAAAAUGAGCUCAACACUCGAGCAUUUCAGCCACCCCAAGCACCCACUCAUCCUAUUCGAUACUUUCCUAAAAGAGUAUUUCAUCUUUGAAAAGAACGCUGCAUGCGUAAAUUGCCAACUACCAGUUGAAGAAACACCUGCAUAUACUUGCCGCAGCCAUGAUAGAACUUUCUAUGUACACAAGAGUUGUGUAACCGAACAAGUUCUGAGAUGCUAUGGCUGCAGCAAAACAGUUAUAGGGCUUCCAACAUAUAUUUGCCAUGACAAUCACAAUAUUGAUUGUCGAAAUUUCUUCUUGCACAAGACCUGCGCAACUCUGCCCAACCAAAUAAACCAUAAAUCUCACACACAACACCCCCUCACUCUCGUUCCACGCCGCGAUUGCGUUUGUAAAGUGUGUCGUCGUACGUGGAAGUUGUUUACUUAUGCAUGCAUGGUUUGUGAUUUUGAUGUGUGUGUGUUUUGUGCUUUUGAACAGAAACAGAGAGCGCUUGGUCAUGAAGGUCACAAGAAGCACAGACCAGCAAUGCUGCUACUGGAGCAACAUAAAGUUCGGCAGGAGCACUUUAGUCAUCCUAAUCACCCGCUAAUACUAAUAGCGGAUGAGAUUAUGGUUGAUGAUGCUACAUGCUAUAUUUGCAACACACCGGUUAGAGGCACUUGCACAUAUAUUUGUCCUAUAAAUGAUAUUGAUUGUCGAAAUUUUUAUCUGCACAUGAGCUGUGCAGAACUGCCGAGAGAAAUUUAUUUUCAAAAUCACAAACAACACUGCGCCUUUCUCAAACCAUGCUCUGAUUGUGUUUGCGAUUUUUGUGGUGUCGAUGUGAAUUUUGGUUAUGCUUGUGGUGUAUGCAGUUCUUUCAUAGUGUGUGUGUUUUGUGCCUCGGAAGAGAUAGAGAGGACAAAAUUGUUAACGUGGACACCACCUGCACCCAUUUUGAGAGCCAGGGAUUAUAGCUAUAGACCACCACCGAAAGUGGAGCACUUUAGCCACCCGAAACAUACACUCCGACUAGUAAGAGAGUCGGAUGAUGUCGGAGAGGAUGAGAUAUGUCAUCUCUGCAACAAACCAGUUAUAGGCUCUCCGACGUACACUUGCUCUAAGGAUGCUAUUGAUUGUGAAAGAUUUUACCUGCACAAGACUUGCGCAGAUCUCCCCAUGGAACUUAAUCACAGUCUCGACAGACACCUCCUUGGUCUAAUGCCGCGCCCUGAUGGACACCUUUGUGCUGUUUGUGCUAGUAAGGUCAAGUAUGCUUAUGCAUGUGAUAAUUGCAAUACUAAUGUGUGUGUUUUCUGUGGUUUUGAACAGAGAGUCAUAUACCAUGAAGGCCACCAUGAGCACAAUCUAACAUUGCAGAGGGAAGCUGAGUUCAAGUGCGAUGCUUGCUCGGUAAAAGCUCAAGACUAUUCCUAUGUAUGCACACCCUGUGAUUUUUGGAUCCACAAGACGUGUGCUUUUGCACCGUCCACCAUUCCAGCUCCCGCUUACCACCACCACCCCCUCAGUCUUAUAUACUCUAUCCCUGAAAUGCAUCGUUAUUUUAGCCGAAAUUGCGCCGUCUGCUCCAAAUUGGUUGAGAGACACCACUGGCUCUAUUACUGUCACAAAUGUACAUUUUUUGUGCAUAUAAAAUGUUCUACAUCCAAAUACCCUUUGGGAUUACAGGGUUUAUCGGUUUGGUUUGCCAAUGAUAUUGGGGAACCUAAUCUAGUACAGUUUCCCCUGUCUAGCAAGGAAUCACUAUUCGGCCUCAUUGUAGACCAGUGCCGCAAGCUUCAAAUUGACUUUCAAGGUGAAGGCGAAAACAGUUUCACUGCAACAACAACUGAUGGUCCACACAUAAUUGAAGAGCACUGGAGUCACCCUCAGCAUCAAUUAAAACAACUGCAUUUUACAGAGAACGACGACGAUGACAUGGAUAGUGAUACUACAAGAGUGCUGAUAUGUGAUGGAUGCAUUCAGCCCAUAACUGCUCAUCAUCCGUGUUACUACUCUUGUGUCCGAUGUGAAUUCCUUCUCCACUCCUUCUGUGCCACUAAGUUGCCACGAGUGUUCCCUUCAGAAGCAUUUCCAUCUCACCCAAAUCACUCACUGGUGCUUCAGACGGUGGAAUUGGCCUAUAUUUUCGUCAAAUGUGGAGCUUGCAACAGCGCCACAAAUGGAUUCUACUAUCACUGUGAAACUUGUGACAUGACAAUUGAUAUUCGUUGUGCAUUCCUGCCCUCGCGGAUAAAACACGAAUCUCACAAGCACCACUCCCUUGUUCAAUGUCCGCCAUCCAAUUUCAUCUGUAGUGCAAGUAAGCUUCGGGUGAUUGACCGAGUGGGAUACGCAUGCAAGUCUUGCCCCUUCUUCCGCGUUGAUAUACUAUGUGCAUUUUAUCCGAGUAGCAUAAAGCACAGAUACGAUGACUCGCGUGACAUAACACUGAGACACCCUCCAUUUUUCCACGAGGGAGUAAUCUAUUGCGAAAUUUGUGAGGAACAAGUGAACAAUCAAUGGUGGCUCUAUCAUUGUAGUGAAUCAGCUCAUUCGUAUCAUCACAACUGCUUACAGUGGCACGAAAAUGUGAAGCUGCGAAGUUCCAUAGUAACUGGUGCGCACACACUUUCCAUGGUUUUCAAGAGGACUAAAAGAAGAAAUUCUCCCCGGUAUAUCUGUGGGGAUUGCAAUAAGGGCUACAAAUGUAGUUUCCUUAUCGAAUGUGAUGGUUGUGGAUUGCUUGUCUGCUUAACGUGUUUCUAUAAUUUUAUGGCCUUGUGUUUUCCAGGAUGGGUAACCUGGGCUGGGAUCCUUCGACGAGCCAUUAAGCCAUGAAAGUUUCUAUAAAUUUACGAUGAGGAACUUGGGCUGGAACGGGAUUAUUAAGCAAUGAAAAAUAAACUAAGAUCAGUGUUUUGUUUCACCAUCAAAAUUCGACAAGACUUGUUUGAUACCUGAAGUAUCUGCUGAAAUUUGUUUGAUUUCUUUCUAGGCAUAUAGAACACCUAUGUUAGAACAGAAAUUUUUUAAAUGUAAACAGUAAAUUAGAGUUGCAGUUCUCAGUUCUUUAUUUAAUUUAUAAAGCAAUUCAUUUAGAAA
Daucus carota subsp. sativus is the source of this 3169-nucleotide messenger RNA. RefSeq lists its product as uncharacterized. Lineage: Eukaryota; Viridiplantae; Streptophyta; Magnoliopsida; Apiales; Apiaceae. The transcript has 2 exons. The record is from RefSeq and is a predicted model, not a curated record. Bases 89 to 2905 code for a protein of 938 amino acids.